CACUCCAUCCGUCUCCUCUGCCCUGGGUGAAGACGCGCACCCGGCUCCUCCUCCCUCACCUCCGCCUAAACCUGCUCCUCCAUGGCGCUCACCGGUGCCUCGCCGCGCCUCUCCUUCCUCAAGGAUCUCCAGGCCCUCCUCCGCUCAUUACGGGAGCUGAACUAAACGUGUCGUUAGAGUGUAGAUUCAUUUAUUUUGCUUUGUAUAUAGUCUAUACUGGAAUCUUUAAAAACUUAUAUUUAGAAACGGCGGGAGUAUUCUAUUCGGCAUUUGUGGUUAAAACAUUCAAUACCAGGCAUAAAACCUGAGCUUUUUGUAUUUUCAAGUGGCUAAGCAAAUACCUGCUAAUUCCUCACCUGUGCAGCAAGUUUGGAACCACGGGCGCAUGAACCUAUGGAGGUGAGAACGUGUGUGGAUAAGAAACUACUGGACCAGAAGAGGAGAUAGGCCUAGGCGGUGGUGUGGGACCAAGUGGACACGUGUGUAGCUCGUGUGAGGUAGCCGACGCCCAGCAUAUGGCCGACUCCGCCCCGUCCCUAGUUCCUCGAGGUCGACUCCUCCAUGCCGGACGCCGCCUCGCCCACACCUCCUCGCCCUCACCGCUGUACGCCGCCUCGCCCUCGCCGCCGGGACCAGGGCCAGGAAUUAAAAAGCAAACAAAAGCAGGGGCCAGGAGUACAUCUCAACUUUUACUGUAUUUCUUGUUGACAACUAGUGCAGAAAUUGGAGCACCACGAGCAAGCAGGCAGAGGAGCAGAUUUACAGAGGGGUGCUUCUUCUCACCAGCAGCAACACGAGCAGGGGAGGCUUCUUCUCACCAGCAGCAACACGAGCAGGGGAGCAGCAGCUUGCACAGGAGCAGGCCCGCUGGGAGCUUGAGGACGAGCUUCAGGUCGAGGCCCCCCGAGAGCUCCAGCUCCAGGCGCUCGAGACGCAGGCGCGCGCAGGUCCUGGACGGCGGGAAGGGAUAGCGGCGGCGCAGGCCCUGGGCGGCGGGAGGGGAUAACUGCGGUGCAGUGCCCUUCAGCCAUGGAGCCGCCGCCCAUCGAGGUGGUCGCCGCGGAGGAGUAGGUGGCGCAACUCGUCCCCGUGCGGGCGGCACAGGUGGGAAGGGGUGGCGCAGGUCCCUGCGGGUGCCGACGGUGGCUGGGGCGACCACGGCGGAAGGAGGAAGAAGAAGAGGGGGCUGAUUAGCACGAGAUUUAAAAUCCUAAGGACUUUUUUGCCCUGGACAACUUUUCCGGGACAGAGGGAGUAGCACUUUACAUGGGAAUCGAUCCCGCGACCUCACAGUCGUUCGCAUCAUGCACCAACCACCGCACUAACUCGCAUUAGUUGCCCAGACUACUGCUUCUUCA
Molecule: messenger RNA, 1358 nt
Organism: Triticum dicoccoides
Lineage: Eukaryota; Viridiplantae; Streptophyta; Magnoliopsida; Poales; Poaceae
Exons: 3
Coding region: 516-971 (151 amino acids)
Source: RefSeq, a predicted model, not a curated record